This is a messenger RNA of Saccostrea echinata, 802 nucleotides long. Its product is annotated as calcium load-activated calcium channel-like. The coding region runs from base 48 to 599 and encodes 183 amino acids. Gene Ontology annotation, biological process: endoplasmic reticulum calcium ion homeostasis. Gene Ontology annotation, molecular function: calcium channel activity. Lineage: Eukaryota; Metazoa; Mollusca; Bivalvia; Ostreida; Ostreidae. The record is from RefSeq and is a predicted model, not a curated record. Gene Ontology annotation, cellular component: endoplasmic reticulum membrane; cytoplasm; endoplasmic reticulum. The transcript has 7 exons.
UUGAGUCUCUUUGAGCAGACUAACGUGGUCCCGGCAGCCGAACAGGGAUGUUGUCUGAUUGUUUGUUGAUUGUAUUCAUUUCAAUAUGUACAGCUCUUCUUGGAGAGGGAUUGACAUGGCUCCUAGUUUACCGCACAGAAAAGUACAAAAAAUUGAAGGCAGAAGUUGAAAAACAGAGCAAAAAAUUGGAAAAGAAAAAAGAAGGUGGAGAAUCCUCUGAUAGAAGUCAGAAGAAGAAACUAGAACGCCAGGAAGAAAGACUGAAAAAUCACAACAGAGACUUGUCCUUUGUUAAGAUGAAGUCGAUGUUUGCCAUAGGAUUUGCAUUCACAGCACUACUCAGCAUGUUUAACUCAAUAUUUGAUGGCCGGGUUGUAGCCAAGAUGCCUUUUGUUCCCAUCAGUCUACUGCAAGGAAUCUCCCAUAGAAACCUAGGAGGAGACGAUUACUCAGAGUGUUCAUUCAUAUUUCUCUACAUCUUGUGCACCAUGUCAAUCAGACAGAAUGUCCAGAAGAUCCUAGGACUGGCCCCGUCCAGAGCAGCAAGUAAACAAGGAGGGGGGCUGUUUGCUACUCCAGGUCAACUGAACACAAGAUAAAAUAGUGUGAUCAUUGCAAUAUAAACUUUGAAAAAAAUAUAGUAAAAUCAUUCAGUCUGAUAUUUGUUCCAUUCACUAAAUAAAUGCAACAGCUAAUCCUGUACUCUUGACAGAGACAUGGUACAAUGUGGUUUGUGCAUUUUUUUUAAUUUAAAUUGAUAAAGAAAUGCAGUAUGUAUUUCAAUAAAAGGAAAUGAAAGAUA